Molecule: messenger RNA, 592 nt
Organism: Leptinotarsa decemlineata (Colorado potato beetle)
Lineage: Eukaryota; Metazoa; Arthropoda; Insecta; Coleoptera; Chrysomelidae
Gene: spt4
Product: Transcription elongation factor subunit spt4
Biological process (GO): regulation of DNA-templated transcription; transcription elongation by RNA polymerase II; transcription elongation-coupled chromatin remodeling
Cellular component (GO): nucleus; DSIF complex
Molecular function (GO): RNA polymerase II complex binding; zinc ion binding
Source: RefSeq, a predicted model, not a curated record
UUAGUAAUUAAUACCUGGGGAAAUAUAUAAAAUGUUGCAUUACGUUAAAUAUCGACAGUUUGUAAGUAGCAAGGACCAUAGUGAGAGGCAUUGGACGUUUAGACUUGUACUUUUUUGGAUAGCAUAAAAAGUUUAUUAUUCAGGAUGGUAUUGCCUACUAUUCCCAAAGAUUUGAGAGGUCUUAGAGCUUGUCUGAUGUGCUCGUUGAUAAAGAGCGUCGAUCAGUUUGAAAAAGAAGGAUGCGACAACUGUGAAGAAUUCUUGAGUAUGAAGGACAACAUAGACAAUGUAGUUGACUGUACAAGCAAAAACUUUGAAGGAAUGAUUUCUAUGCUAACUCCUGGGGACAGUUGGGUGGCCAAGUGGCAGAGAAUUAAUCAUUUCUGCAAAGGUGUUUAUGCGAUUUCCGUUUCGGGACGUCUUCCAAACAGUAUCGUCAGAGAAUUAAGAAGUCGUGGCAUAAUCUAUAAGAGCAGAGACACCAGCCGAUGAUCAUUUUUUAUCAUUGCAAUCUUUUCAAGGAUUUUUGUUGCUGUGAACCAUAUCAUUUUGUAUUUUUCUCAUGUAUUAAAUGUGUGAUUAUUUUGACUUA